UGGCUUCAUUAACUCCGUGACGCAGCAGUAUAGCAACAACACCCCCACGAACGUGGAUCAAAGCAAGCCUUGCAGGGUUCCAAGAUGCCACACAUUGAUAAUGACAUUAAGUUAGACUUCAAGGAUGUCCUCUUGAGGCCCAAACGGAGCACGCUCAAGUCCCGCAGCGAGGUGGAUCUCAUGAGGUCCUUCGUGUUCCGCAACUCCAAGCAGACGUACGGCGGCAUCCCCAUCAUCGCCGCCAACAUGGACACCGUCGGCACCUUUGAGAUGGCCAAGGUCCUUUGCAAGUUCUCUCUCUUCACUGCCGUCCACAAACACUACAGCCUGGAUGAGUGGAAGGAGUUCGCCGCUCACAACCCGGAUUGCCUGCAGAACGUGGCCGCCAGUUCAGGCACCGGGCCCUCGGACUUUGAGCUGCUGGAGCAGAUCCUGGAGACGGUGCCGCAGGUGCGCUACAUCUGCUUGGACGUGGCCAACGGCUACUCGGAACACUUCGUCCAGUUCGUGAAGGACGUGCGCAAGCGCUUCCCCGAUCACACCAUCAUGGCUGGGAACGUCGUCACGGGGGAGAUGGUGGAAGAGCUCAUCUUGUCUGGAGCCGACAUCAUCAAAGUGGGGAUCGGACCAGGACGGAGGCUGCAGCUGCCCGGGGGACGUGGCGAAGGCUUUCGGUGCUGGUGCGGACUUCGUCAUGCUUGGGGGGAUGCUGUCUGGACACACCGAGUCGGGUGGAGAUCUCAUCGAGAAGGGGGGCAAGAAGUACAGGCUCUUCUACGGCAUGAGCUCCGAGGUGUCGAUGAAGAAGUACGCUGGGGGUGUCGCCGAGUACAGGGCGUCCGAGGGGAAGGUCGUGGAAGUGCCGUUCAAGGGCGACGUGGAGCACACCGUCAGGGACAUCCUGGGCGGGAUCCGCUCCACCUGCACCUACGUGGGGGCCGCCAAGCUGAAGGAGCUGAGCCGCAGGACCACUUUCAUCCGCGUCACCCAGCAAGCCAACCCCAUCUUCGGAGAAGCCAGCCAGCCUUGAGCCCUUCCCCGAAGGCGACCUCUGCUCCCCGGCCUCUCACGUCAUGUCUAACUUUAGGGUUUCAAACGAGCGAACGAGUCAGAGAUGAUGGCCUGGACGUUUGGGGGCUGAUCAUUUGCCCCACCCAUACCUGGUGCCGACCAGAUACAGACGUCGCCACUGCCUGCCAUCCCCCCACCGGGUCAGGUGAACUCUCACUCCUCCCGACAAACUCCUCCCACUUCAUGGCAUUCCCUGCUCAUUCCAGUGUAGGCUGAUCCACACAUCCACACGUCUCGGUUAGUGGGAAAACAUGGAUGGGUCUGGAUCCAUUUCGCUUUAUUACCAACAUUCGUAUAACCUUUUUCAAACAUCACACCUCUCGGAGCGGAGCCUGCGUUGCCCAAUUCCGUCUUCGUUUCCCUGAGACCAGCUCAGAGGGGAGCAGGGGGACCCGUCCCUUCCGUGAGAUAAGAGGAGGGAUUAUCCAUUCCCCGGCCCCGAGACAAACCGGAAAAAGACAACAGAGAAAUCUAGAGGAUGAUUUCACAGUGUUUACUGAAUAAAAAUCAUAAAGCGA
Molecule: messenger RNA, 1589 nt
Organism: Elgaria multicarinata webbii
Lineage: Eukaryota; Metazoa; Chordata; Lepidosauria; Squamata; Anguidae
Gene: GMPR2
Product: guanosine monophosphate reductase 2
Exons: 9
Coding region: 85-1287 (400 amino acids)
Biological process (GO): nucleotide metabolic process
Cellular component (GO): GMP reductase complex
Molecular function (GO): GMP reductase activity
Source: RefSeq, a predicted model, not a curated record